Messenger RNA from Heterostelium album PN500, 474 nucleotides. RefSeq lists its product as uncharacterized. The transcript has 3 exons. Bases 1 to 474 code for a protein of 157 amino acids. The record is from RefSeq and is a predicted model, not a curated record. NCBI's taxonomy places the organism in Eukaryota, Evosea, Eumycetozoa, Acytosteliales, Acytosteliaceae.
AUGACAACUGUUUCACCUACGUUGGGUGGAGUCGGAGGAAGCAGUAGCAAGCGAACCAAUGCAAACAAGAUGAAUCACGAUGACGAAUCGAAUCAAGAGAAAAAAGUUGUCUAUGUAGAAGAUCCUGCACAGCCAUCACGUUGGUUCACUGUAGAAUAUUUCAUCUAUUAUAUCAUCAUUGUAGUUGGAUACUAUCUAUGUCUUUCAUUGAUGUAUAAUACUUCCAAUGGUAAGAUUACACCGACUACAUCUCCUACAUAUCCCAUUUCGUCAAAAAGUAGUAAAUACAAUCUAGGUAUAAAGUCAAACAAUGGAAUUGUAGAUGGAUGGUUUAUGGGUAGAAAACAAGAUCUAUCCGAUACACAAUAUAGAAUUUGGAGAGAGAACUUCCCAUUGUUAUCGAUUGGUCUAUCAAUAUUUGUUGGAAUCAGUUCUUUCAUUAGAUCAUCUUUUCCAUUUCAAUGGGAUUCUUGA